AUGAUAGACGGAACGAAAAAGAGGUAUGCGGCUUUUGUGGGCGGUGCCACUUCGGUGAUCUUGGUGAUGUGCAUCUAUUCAGCUGAUCUCAGCUCACUCUCAAAUUUCAGUGUAAUUCAAUGUCCCCAAGUUCAACAACUCUCCUCAAGCGAGGUCAAAGAAGCGGCCAUUGAUGCUGAGAAACGAGAGAAACUAUACCCGAACACGAAAAUUUUUGCUUUCAUUCACACAUUUCCUGCAAGUCACCAAACAAGAGCGAAAGCUGUCGAAAUGACAUGGGCAACUCGUCUUGAUGACUACGUCUUUCUCAACAAUAGAAGA
Molecule: messenger RNA, 321 nt
Organism: Mesorhabditis belari
Lineage: Eukaryota; Metazoa; Nematoda; Chromadorea; Rhabditida; Rhabditidae
Source: the annotation of a GenBank genome assembly